Sodiomyces alkalinus F11 is the source of this 801-nucleotide messenger RNA. RefSeq names its product NADH:ubiquinone oxidoreductase 13.4kD subunit. Lineage: Eukaryota; Fungi; Ascomycota; Sordariomycetes; Glomerellales; Plectosphaerellaceae. The record is from RefSeq and is a predicted model, not a curated record. The transcript has 4 exons. Gene Ontology annotation, cellular component: membrane. Bases 73 to 483 code for a protein of 136 amino acids. Gene Ontology annotation, biological process: mitochondrial respiratory chain complex I assembly; response to oxidative stress.
CAUCUCCGUCGACGACAUUUCAACCCAACUUCUCGAGGUCAAUCGGCACCGCGACCGCCUCAAUCCGCCAAGAUGUCGACCAUCACACGAACGCUGAGCAAUCUGCGAAAGAUUGGCCUCAAGAACUACAUUAUCCAGAUGGUGUACAUUGGCGACACCAAGGCUGGCCGGCUGGUAGGCGAAGAUCGUGCCGGAAACAAGUACUUUGAGAACAACGAAGAGCUGCCCCUCCGGACCCGCUGGGUAGAAUACAAGAAACACGACUACGACGCCGCCCAGAUCGAGCCGGGCUGGCACGCCUGGAUGUCCUACGGCGUCGACAAGUCCCCCACCGAGGACCCCCUCCUCCGAACAGGCGGCAACAAAUGGGAUCUCCCGAAGGCGACGCCCAAUUUCACCGCCACCAGCGGCAACUACAUAACUUAUAAUACCACCAAGCCGAAGUUGACGUCUUGGGAGCCCAAGGCCGUGGAGAGGCAGUGAGCCGAGAUGGAUCUCGGUGGGGAGGUCAGGUCAUGAGAGACGGGUUGGUUGGCGUGGCAUGAAAGUGUAUAUAACUGUUUCACUUGCCUUUCAAAAUAUCCCGUUGCCUUCGCAUGGAUAGGAUCCGGACAGUCGUGUUCGUCCAAGGGCACCCGGUAUCUCGAUGGAGACAAACUCUCCUCGCUCCUCGGCCGCCGAGAUAACUGUCGCGGGACGUCCCAUAGGCGCAUUCUUCGGUCGCAAGACAGAGAGACGGGUAUCGUCAAGUUUGUUACGUUUCGGGGGCCCGGGGGGGGGGUCGAUAGGGUAGUAUCGGGC